AUGGCAGAAAAGGACGCCUCUGCCCGUCUCCGCAGAGCCGUGAAAGAGAACAAUCUCUUUCUCGUCAAGCGACUGAUCAAGCGGACAGAGAUGCGCAAUUCCGAUCCAUACAACAAGCGGUACACCUCUCUCGCCUGGGCCGCCGUGCUGGGACAUGAGGAGACGUUUGAGUUUCUGCUCAGUAUGGGACACGACGAUCACGAGUAUAGCAAGGACUUGGAAGACAACACAAUACUCAUCCUCCUAGCCGAUGCGCGUCCCCCACCAUCGACGCCACACACUCCCGGACCGCCCGACCAGGACUUCCUUGGUGCAACUCUUCGCAUGGCCCGCAUGUACAUCGACCGCUACCCCGACAUCCUCGACUGGGCGAACCAGGAUGGGAAGACCGCGCUGCACGUCGCUGCGCUCAAGGGGAAUGAGGAGCUCGUGCGCAUGCUCUGCGAUCUAGGCGCAGACUUCGACCUCGCUGAUAACGAGGGAAACACCCCAUUACACUACGCAAGCGCCUGGGGCCAUGUUACCGUCGUCCAGAUACUCAUCGAGCGUGGGUGCCAGUAUUCCGCGCGGAAUAAUCAGGGGUUCACGCCCUCGGACUACGCCUAUUCAAUAAGCACGAGAGACACCCUCCAAGAUACCGCUCGAAUA
Messenger RNA from Trametes versicolor FP-101664 SS1, 648 nucleotides. RefSeq names its product ankyrin. The annotation marks the transcript as partial. The record is from RefSeq and is a predicted model, not a curated record. Lineage: Eukaryota; Fungi; Basidiomycota; Agaricomycetes; Polyporales; Polyporaceae. The transcript has 7 exons. Gene Ontology annotation, molecular function: protein binding.